Molecule: messenger RNA, 4387 nt
Organism: Amaranthus tricolor (Joseph's coat)
Lineage: Eukaryota; Viridiplantae; Streptophyta; Magnoliopsida; Caryophyllales; Amaranthaceae
Product: UDP-glucuronate 4-epimerase 3-like
Exons: 1
Coding region: 238-1581 (447 amino acids)
Source: RefSeq, a predicted model, not a curated record
CAAAUAAAAGAUUUCCUAACUCCUCCAAACAAGUUCAAUCAAUAAUCAAGAAAAUCUUCACCUUUCGUCAUCUUCCUCCAUUUUCUUAAGCUUCACUUUCUCUCUCCUUCAAUCCUCACCCUCCCACCACCGCCAUUGUUACAGCCCUCAAGAAAACUCCCUCAAAGAAUAUCCCAAAUCCCUAAUUUCCUUGAUUACUCAGUCUAUUUCUCUCAAAUCAGGGUUUCUUGCAUUACAAUGUCCCAAUUAAAGACAAUCAAUCACAUGGUGGAUGAUAUCCCAUCAACCCCAGGAAAAUUCAAGCCCGACAAAUCAUCAAUUUACUUCAACAAAUUUCGUUGGUACUCUUCUCUCUCUAAACUCACCCUUUGGUCUUUCCUCUUUCUCUCUCUUCUUCUCUUCCUCUUCUUAGCGUCUCCUCGCCUUGAUUCUUCUCAUCGCCAUGAUUCCACCUUCCAAACCUUCUCGAAAUCCUCCGCCACGUGGGGUGGUCACGAGUGGGAGCGCCGUGUUCGACAAUCCGCACGUGUGAAACACGGGGAACAUGGGAUCACCGUCCUUGUAACUGGCGCGGCUGGAUUUGUUGGUACCCACGUGUCAAUGGCUCUACGACGCCGAGGCGACGGCGUUUUGGGUCUUGACAAUUUCAAUAAUUAUUAUGACCCAUCUCUUAAACGAUCUCGCCAGAAGCUUCUAGAACGUUCUGAAAUCUUUGUUGUGGAAGGAGAUAUUAAUGAUCGAGGUCUUUUAACGAAAUUGUUUGAUGUUGUGGCUUUUACUCAUGUUAUACAUCUUGCUGCUCAAGCAGGUGUGAGGUAUGCAAUGGAAAACCCUAAAUCUUAUGUUAAUAGUAAUAUUGCUGGUCUUGUUAAUUUGUUGGAAGUAUGUAAAUCUGCAAAUCCUCAACCUGCUAUGAUCUGGGCAUCUAGUAGUUCUGUUUAUGGACUGAAUUCUGUUGUACCCUUUUCUGAAAAUGAUAGAACUGAUCAACCUGCUAGUUUAUAUGCUGCUACUAAGAAAGCUGGGGAAGAGAUUACUCAUACUUAUAAUCACAUUUACGGUUUAUCAAUUACCGGUUUGCGAUUCUUUACUGUUUAUGGACCGUGGGGUAGGCCUGAUAUGGCGUAUUUCUUUUUCACUAAAGAUAUGUUGAAAGGGAAGCAAAUUCAUGUGUUUGAGGGUCCUAAUCAUUCAACUGUUGCUAGGGAUUUUACCUACAUUGAUGAUAUUGUGAAGGGUUGUUUAGGGGCAUUAGAUACGGCCAAGAAGAGUACAGGGACAGGCGGAAAGAAAAAGGGGCCGGCACAAUUUAGGAUCUUUAACUUGGGGAAUACUUCGCCCGUUAGUGUUAAUGAGUUAGUGAGUAUCUUGGAGAAGUUGCUUAAGCUGAAAGCUCAUAAGAAGAUUUUGCCUCUGCCUAGGAAUGGGGAUGUUCCGUUUACCCACGCUAAUAUUACUUUGGCUCAGAAGGAGCUUCGAUAUAAGCCUACAACUGAUUUGCAAACAGGAUUGAAGAAGUUUGUAAGGUGGUAUUUGAGUUACUACACGGGUUCGAAGAAGAGGAGUGGUUCUGGUUGGUGAAACUCGGGAUUAGGAUGUUGAUGGAGACAUCAAAUUUAAAAAUUGUUUUCCUGGAUUUCUGCUGCUAUUGGGAUUCUUUGCCCAUGUUGUGUCCGCAGAAGUGUGCCUCAACCGGAAUGAUGGAAGAGUAGAGGUAUCGUCUUUGUUUUUUGUUAUCCACAUAUUGCUUUGUUCUUUUAGGAUUAGUUAUGAUUAAUAUAGUUACUAGUUAGCAAAUGUACAGCUUUCUGAUUUCAGGCUACAUCACUACAGUUUCAAUAACACCGUCCACGAUCAUUUUUGUUCUAGUAUUAUUUUGAAUUGUUAGAUAAAUCAUCUAUAUACUUCGUUUUGCUAGCAUGGCGAGUUUAUUGUUCUGUGUUUUGAUAUUGUACUUGUAUGAACUCAAUUUUAUGAAUUAUAUCGAGUAAAAUUAAUGAAUUGUUAGAUAAGUCAUUUAUACUUCUUUCUGCUUAUGUGCAUCAUCCGUUUGUGAUGAAUGAUGAUGGACUCUUAUCUUUUAUGUUAUUUUGCCCUGUCUUAUAGAGUGAGGAAGGUUUAGGAUACGUGGGUGAUGAGGACAUUACAUAAUCUAUUAGUAUCAAUUGGUAAUUGAGAAGAUUUCCUUUGUAUGGGAAGUCUUUUUGAACACGGUAAUGAUUGAAUUGUGAAAUUAAUACAAGGGUUAGGAUUUUAGGUAAACUUGUUUAUUUCAUGAACAUAGUUGGUAGAAUUGUUUAUGGUGAUAUUUUGAAUGUUUGAACUAACUCGUUUUAGUGAAACGAUAUAGAAUAAUUUUGUUCUGGCAGUUUUCGUACAUUGUUCAACAUGGAGACUUUGGCAAGUUCAUAAAUAAAUCAAUUCAAAUUAACACUUUGCUUGGAUAGAGUAUUAGGAUGGAAAGGAAAGGGAGAGAAGGAAAAGAGAGAAAGGAAGAGAAGGGAAAUGGAAAGAGAUAAUUUAUUUGUUGGUUCAGGAGGGAAAUGAAAGUAAGAGAAAGAAAAUGGGAAAAAUUAAAUUUUUAUACUUAAAUAUCAUGGAAGGGAAAUGACAUAAUUUUCAUCUAAAUUAAAAAGCAAAAUGGUAAGAUUAAUCAGUCAUUUUUGUUAUUUUGAUAGUCAAUAUACCCUUUUCUUUCCAAAUCUUUACAAAAGUGAAAAAAUUUGACUAUUAACAAAAAUAAAAAACUAAACCCCUUCAAAUCCCUUCCUUUCAAAUUCCUCCUACAAAAUAUCUAUCCAAACAAAGGAAAACACAUCUUCCAAAAUCCCUUCCUUUCCUUUCAUUCAAAAUCUCUCAAUCAAAACACAGUGCAAAUAUACAGUACAUCCUUGGGCAGCCUUGUUUAAGUUAUUAUGUCUUGAGCAGUUAGAAGUGUCUGGUUUGCAACAACAGCACUUUUGUCAGGUGCUUGUGUAGUUGCAUUUUUCAUCUACCUUUUAUGGGUACUUGUUUAUGUUAUGCACUUAUGCCGAAGCUAAGAAGGUUAAGGUAAAGUACUUGUUAAAAGAAUUUACAAGGUGAUGAUGAUUUUGAUUCUUGUAUGUCACUGAUAUUGUUAGGCAAGAUUAGAUCUUGUACCAUUAAUCAAUGAAGAUUGUCACUAUUUGCUCUUAGGGAGCAACAUUAAUAGAUGAACUAGCAUUUGCGGCUUUUUAGUCUUGCAUUUCUUAGUGUUUUAUCCUGUGGUAUUCAAUAAAGUUGGACCUCCAGUGAUCUGAGUUAGAGAGCAAACAUGACGACUUUCCAAUGAGAUUUGUGUGAUUAUGUUUCAGCAAUUGCUGCAGCCAUUUUAUGUUUUUGGAGCACUGCAAUUAGCAUAACUCUUCUGAUGCGUUUAACAGGUUCAAUGAGAUCAGCGAGAUCCUAAAUCUUUAAAAAUUAGGGCUCUAGCAUUAUUGUUGUUGUCGGUGUUGUUGUGUGAACAGAUUCAAUGAGAUCCCUUGCAGAAAAAGUUGCAUCCUGGGAUAUGCUGAAUAAUACUGAUUACCUGGCUGAAACUUGAAAUAGACAAACAACAGAUUGAUUCUCUGGCUGCUUUACUUUUACAGACAACAUCUUCUAAAUGAAGUAAUGGCUGCUGUUUUAGUUUGCAAUCCAUCCAUCCCUCUGUUUAUGUUUGAAUCAGAAGUAGUGUUGAAUAAUGAUCAGAACCAUUAAGCAAAAUCAAGGAUUGAUUUUUUUGACUAUCUGUUUGGUAUUCAUCAUUCAUGCAAUCCCUUGUGGUUCCUUUGUCUUUUAAUAUACUCCAUCCGUUCUUUUUUUGCUUUUUGUUUACUUAUUCACAGUUUUUAAAGUAUAUUUUAAGUCUUAAAAUCUCUAAAUAUUCAAAAUAAAAAAUUAUAAACAAUACAUAAUAAAAAAUAUACAUUAAGACGAAUCUAAUGAGAUUUCAUAUGGAUGUAUUUUAUUGUCAAAAUAAACUUGAUCAAAUUUUAUCUCCUUAGGAGUUGUUUGGAUUGAGAUUGAAUAUUUAAGGAAAUAAAAAAGUCAAACUAAUAUAACAAAGCUAAUUAGAGAUGCAAAUAAAGUUAUUGAAAUAAUUGUGACAGUGGUAGAAUAAGAGAAAAUAAAAGAAGAUAAAUAGAAAAGAGGUUGAUUUUCCCUAUUAGGAGGUAAAGAAUUCCCCCACCCUCACCUAGGGUAAAUUUGUAUCCAAAAUAAGGAAACUAAUUACUAUAUUCUCUAUUUUUUUUACCUUCUAAUAAAUUCUUUUACCUCUCUAACAAUCAAAACUCUUUAAUCAUUUAUUUAAUUAACUUUGUUUUUUUAGUUUGACUUUUAUUUACUCUGUAAAUAUUUGCUUUCAAUUUAAGCGACGUAUUAU